AUGUCGGCGCAAGACAGCUCCAAGAAGGACGGCUCGGCUGACUGGUCCAACAAGGACGGCCACUUCCGUCGUCAGGAAUCGAGCUUCCGCACCACCAUCGAAAAGGGCGGCAAGCACCAACCUGAGAUCGGUCGAUACCAUCUCGUUGUCGCCCUCGCCUGUCCCUGGGCACACCGUGCGCUCAUCGUCCGCAAGCUCAAGGGCAUCGACCGUGUGCCCGACCUGCUCCCUGUGCACGUCGUAGACUCGCUCCUUGGUUCCGAGGGCUGGAGCUUCGUCCCCUACGAGGAGCCUAAGGGCUACGGCGUUCCCGGUACGGGCAUCCACAUCCCUGGCCACGAGAAUAAGAAACGCAUCCGCGAACUCUACCUCGCCGCGGACCCCAACUACUCGCAACGUUGCACCGUCCCCAUCAUCUGGGAUAACAAGCUGCAGACCAUCGUGAACAACGAAUCGAGCGAAGUCAUUCGCAACCUCAACUACGCCUUUGAUGAAUUCGUCCCCGAAGAGUUCCGCGGUCUCACCUUCUACCCCAAAGCGCACGCAAAGGAGAUUGACGCUUUCCAUGAAUGGGUGUACCCGACCAUCAACAACGGCGUGUACAAGUGCGGCUUCGCUACUUCGCAGGAGGCGUACGAGUCCAACGUCGGCCCGCUGUUCGACAGCCUCGACCGCGUCGAGAAGAUGCUUUCCGACGGCAGGACGUAUCUGUACGCCAACGCGCUGACGGAGGCCGACAUUCGCCUGUAUACCACCAUUGUCCGCUUCGACCCGGUCUACUUUACUCACUUCAAGUGCAACUACCGAACCAUCCGUGAUGGCUACCCGCUGAUCAACAAGUGGAUGCAAAACCUCUACUGGAACAACCCGGCUUUCAAGGACACGACCGACUUUGACAGCAUCAAGGCUCACUACUUCCAGAGCCAUACCAACAUCAACCCGCACCGCAUCGUGCCUGAAGGUCCUGUGCCGCACAUUCUCCCUCUGGACAAGUGA
Molecule: messenger RNA, 996 nt
Organism: Sporisorium graminicola
Lineage: Eukaryota; Fungi; Basidiomycota; Ustilaginomycetes; Ustilaginales; Ustilaginaceae
Exons: 1
Coding region: 1-996 (331 amino acids)
Cellular component (GO): cytoplasm
Molecular function (GO): glutathione transferase activity
Source: RefSeq, a predicted model, not a curated record